Styela clava is the source of this 2646-nucleotide messenger RNA. Its product is annotated as inward rectifier potassium channel 2-like. Gene Ontology annotation, cellular component: plasma membrane. Gene Ontology annotation, biological process: potassium ion import across plasma membrane; regulation of monoatomic ion transmembrane transport. Gene Ontology annotation, molecular function: inward rectifier potassium channel activity. The record is from RefSeq and is a predicted model, not a curated record. Lineage: Eukaryota; Metazoa; Chordata; Ascidiacea; Stolidobranchia; Styelidae.
GGUUGCUUAGCUAACAGUAUAAUAAAUAGAAUAUUCUUUGUCAAACAACAUGACAUUCGAGGCAGCGGACGAGGUAAAAAAGGACGUCACGUCCCCGCAUCGAACCAGUACUCCGUCGGACAGCGACGACGUCGAAAGUGAAGAAACAGAAUCGAGCGACGCAAUAUCGUCCACGAUUUCUGAAUCGGACUCGGAACGGGAAUCAGAACAAUUUGAUAAAAAUAAUAACAGAAGUCCUUCACCUAACACUGGAUUGCGAAACAGCUGGAAUUUUACCGAACGAUUUUGCUCUUUUACCAGGUCGGAUAACGUUUGGGAGCACGAUAUGGAGGCUCAAAGAUUACAUCAAGACUUCAAGAGAGGAGCUUCUAACACAAAAUGGGAUGGCGCUUCAGAUUCUGAUGAUGAACUAUAUGAUGUAUUCGACUCGGAUGAAGAAAAUUUGACAUUUUUAAAAAAUUCAGACUUGAACACAAGAUACGCAAAUGCCAACCAAAACAAUAAUAGUAAUCGAAAAAGGUUUAGAAAUAUGAGCUCAGGUCAUUCAGGAUUAUAUGACCCUGUGACAAACACCAACAACCACCAGUUUCGAAAUAAAUUUCGCUCGGUGCAGCUUUCAUCAAUAAGGGCUGGAAAAGGAAAAUACAUGGGAAAAGAUUUCAAACCCUACCAAGGAAGAAUGGUAUUAAAAGAUGGGUCGUCUAAUGUUAGAUAUAAGAGAUUUGGAAGACUGGACUGGAUGUCACGGUACUCAAAAGACAUUUACACAACAUUAAUCGACCUAAGUUUGCCUUGGGUUAUUCUCCUCACAGCGCUGGUUUAUGUUGGACAUUGGAUUAUUUUUGGAAUUAUUUAUUGGUUAUUCGCAUUCGCUCAUGAUGAUUACACAAAAAUCUUUGGGAUGGAUGCAAAUACUUCUGAUAUUAUAAGUCUCAAUUCUUCAACGCAAGAAACAAUUGUUGGAUUCAAUGACAAGCCUUGUGUAUCAGGAGUCUAUGACUUCGCCACUGCUUUUCUAUUUUCUAUGGAAUCUGAGACUACUAUAGGUUAUGGAUUCCGUACAAUCGGUACCUCUUGUAGAGGAGCAGUUGCUUGUCUUGUUAUCCAGUGUGUGUUGUCAGCCAUAUUUGAUACUUGGGUUAUUGGAAUGUGUUUUUCAAGAAUGGCAAGACCUGAUGCAAGAUGUAAAACUAUCCUAUACAGCAAAAACGCCGUAAUUUGUACAAGGGAUGGGAAAAAGUGCCUUUUGGUUCGAGUCGCAAACUUAAGGAAAAGUCUCUUGUUGAGCGUUUCGUGUCGAGCUCGAGUAAUUAUUAUGAGAGCCCCCCAGUGUAAGGAAGAAGAGGAAGACCACGAGUUCAUGCUGGAGCAGAAGGAAUUGAAAUUUUGUAAUGCAAACUUGGCCAUGUUGACCACUCCCCUGGAGUAUUGUCACGUCAUCGAUAAAGACAGUCCUUUAUAUUCUAUCCCGCCAAGAUACUUGGCAUCCGAAAAACAAAAUUGGUUUGAAGUUGUCGUGAUUUUAACAGGAAUGGUUGAGGCAACGGGCAUGACAGCAAAUGCUCAAACAUCAUAUUUAAGUACAGAGAUCAAUUACAAACACAGAUUUGCUCCUAUUGUGUCUCUUUCAACCAAAAGAGAUCGCUACGUUGUCGAUUUCUCAAAGUUCCAUGAUACCAUACCCGAGCCCCCGGAGGUGGCAAACUCCGCUAGACUCAAGAGAAAACAAGCUCGUCUAAUAAACGGAAAUUUUGAUGUUUUACAAGAAGAAAAGGAAGAAGAUAUAUUUGACAAUGAAAGUUAUGAUGGUUCAGUUUCCAAAUGUAAUUAUUGUGGUAGUAGAACAUAUGGAGACAACAAUAUGAAUGCAACAUGCGUGUGUGAAAAUUUAAAUAAAAAUGUGUAAAGUGUGAAAUAAAACCAGUUGAAACUUACACUUGUAAAGUUAUAAUUCAAGUCACAAAUAUGAAUUUUUAUAAAUUAUUUCCCGCGAGAAGAAUUUUAAAUGGAUAGAACUGCGACCUGUCGCUUGAAAAUAGUGUGCCCCAAAUUUUAUCAAAGUUUAACCCAAUCGAAAUAUACUUAUAUUUGUAUAUAGCAUGGUAAAAGAGAACAAAUGAAGAGGUCUGAAUAAGUACUAUCUUUCAUUGAUUCAUUUAUUGGUGAGAAUUUCUAAGCCUAAGAUAUUAAUAUUUUCUGGGUGCAAUUUUAUAUAAAUAUUGUUGCUAUAACAAAUAAGUUGGUUUGAUUAAAUAUUUAUAUAAAAUGAAUAUUUUAUAUUUUACUGUGCCUUUUAGAUAAGUUAACUUUUUUACGUGCAAAGUCAACCGUUGCUGCAUUGCCUCACUAUUUGAUAGUAUUGUAAUCAAUGUUCAACAGUCGGCAUUCAUAUGCUUUUACUCUACGUUUGAGAUUAUGACAUAAUUUGCAUUUAUUAAUUAUUGGUGAUAACUUGGCGCUCCUUUAAAAUAUUUUAUGCAAAUUUAGUUUAUGGAUACAUUUAUUUAUUUAUAUAAGGGAUCUUAUUACUUACUUAGAUCCAAUUUAUUUUUUAAUUCAUAAUUUGCCAAUAAGUUCUGUAAAUAAAUCAUUUGGUAUUCAUACUUUGCAUAUAAGUGUCCGAGAUAUAUAUAUGGGGGGUUGUAU